Molecule: messenger RNA, 831 nt
Organism: Histoplasma mississippiense
Lineage: Eukaryota; Fungi; Ascomycota; Eurotiomycetes; Onygenales; Ajellomycetaceae
Product: proteasome component Pre8
Exons: 5
Coding region: 1-831 (276 amino acids)
Biological process (GO): ubiquitin-dependent protein catabolic process
Cellular component (GO): proteasome core complex, alpha-subunit complex; proteasome core complex
Source: RefSeq, a predicted model, not a curated record
AUGGCCGAUCGUUAUUCAUUCUCUUUGACUACAUUUUCUCCCAGUGGGAAGCUGGUUCAGAUCGAAUAUGCUUUAAAUGCCGUUAACCAAGGCGUUACUGCGUUGGGUAUCAAAGCUACAAAUGGAGUCGUCCUUGCCACAGAGAAAAAAUCGUCUUCGCCCCUGAUAGACCCUCCUUCUCUGUCAAAAGUCUCCCUAAUCACCCCAGAUAUCGGCAUGGUCUACUCUGGAAUGGGUCCCGAUUACCGUGUCCUUGUCGAUAAGGCCCGGAAAACCUCCCACACUGGCUACAAACGCAUUUACAAUGAGUACCCGCCAACUAGAAUAUUGGUCCAGGAUGUUGCCCGAGUCGUCCAAGAGGCUACGCAGUCCGGGGGUGUCAGGCCAUAUGGCGUCAGUUUGCUAAUUGCGGGCUGGGAUGACGGGGUCGAACCUACAAUUGCAGAGAGCGAGUCAGAUACGGACAAGAAGAAAGUAUCUGGAAAAACGGGCGGAAUUCUCAAAGGUGGUCCUAGCUUGUACCAGGUCGAUCCUAGCGGCAGCUAUUUCCCAUGGAAGGCCACCGCAAUUGGGAAGAGUGCGACCAGCGCGAAGACCUUCCUCGAAAAGAGAUACACAGAUGGCCUUGAGCUGGAAGAUGCUAUCCAUAUUGCACUUCUCACGCUAAAGGAGACCAUCGAGGGUGAAAUGAAUGGUGAAACCGUUGAAAUUGGUAUCGUUGGACCCCCGGCCAACCAUCUAUUGGGAUAUGAGGGCGUUGAGGGCGCCAGAGGCCCACGGUUCCGGAAACUGACCAAGGAGGAGAUUGAGGAUUACUUGACAAACCUAUGA